Capra hircus (goat) is the source of this 4199-nucleotide messenger RNA. It is a transcript of the gene IRF2BP1, whose product is annotated as interferon regulatory factor 2 binding protein 1. Gene Ontology annotation, molecular function: transcription corepressor activity. NCBI's taxonomy places the organism in Eukaryota, Metazoa, Chordata, Mammalia, Artiodactyla, Bovidae. Bases 2031 to 3785 code for a protein of 584 amino acids. Gene Ontology annotation, cellular component: nucleus. The record is from RefSeq and is a predicted model, not a curated record. Gene Ontology annotation, biological process: regulation of transcription by RNA polymerase II. The transcript has a single exon.
AAGAUGAUUUUACAUGAUACAUAGAUGGCGUUUUUAAUGGCUUUAUAUGCACAUAGUUUUAUUUUGUAAAAAUGAACCUAGUACUUAAAACCUGUAAUUAUGCACAUAAUACCGUGUUGGAUAAGGCAGAAGUAAAUAGCCUUUUUCCAUAGGAGUUAACUUCAAGAAAAAUGUUAAUGAUAACAGUGGUAAACAGAAUUGUGCAUCGAGACUGAAGUUUGGGUUAACAGAAACAGACCUGCUAUGGCUGCAGCGGGAUGGAGAGGGGAAGCAGGCACUCCCUGAUUAGUCUGAAAACUGCUAAUGAAUGCAACCCUGGCAAGUUAUUACGAUACUUGGAGCACAACAGAGAGCCGGGCUUCCCUGGUGGCUCAGUGGUAAAGAAAUCUGCCUGCCAAUGAAGGAGAUGUAGGUUCGAUGCCUGCCUGGGUCAGGAAGGUUCCCUGGAGAAGGAAAUAGCAACCCACUCCAGUCUUCAUGCCUACUUCUUCGAGCAGCCUGGCGGCCUACAAUCCAUGGGGUAGCCAAAGAGUCAAACAAGGCUUAGCGACUGGAGAACAACAGACCCAGGCCUAGAGAAAAGAGGCUGAUGUAGGUUAGAAUCUGGAAACCUGUCUCUCCUCCACAUGCCCCCUUCUCCAAGCAUGCCCUGCAGCCUUCCAUCGCCGGGAAGCACGAGGGUCCCAAAAGCCUGCUUUUGCCUAUCAGGUAGUAAGCACUCAAGGUUGGAAAAACGAGGUCUGGUUCUCGCUCUCCACAGAAACUAUGCCCCACUUCCAACUCUUGCUAUCUCUGGCCUCAUUUUCUCCUUCCAAAUUAGUGAGCCGUCGAGGUCGAGAGCUCCUCUCAACCCGGCGCUCCGAAACCCCAGAAAUUGAGGUGGGGGGUGGGUUGUGGACAGACAGCGGGAAUCGUGAAGGCCUCAAUCAACCUCUCAGGCGGCGGAAGUGCGUCGGUUUGUCGGCCCCGCGGAGCAUUUCGGGGAUUGUAGUGAAGUUCGGCGGGGUGCGCAGAAACUGACAGUGUAACCCUUUGGAGACCAGAGCGCGCCGGCUGAACUGGAACAGUUAGGGGCAUUCGACCACUCCCUUUGGCAGAUAAAGCAACUGACGCGGAGACCUUGAGGCUUCUCCUCUCUCCGGUUUUCGCUUGCCCCAGUCAAGAGUCUGAUACCCAAGAUUCUAGGCAAGACGAAGUGCCAAGUGGACAGCCCUACCCAACGCUUGAGUCGCCAGCUUCCUGUCCGCCCCCCUACCCUGAAACCUUCCAGUUAAGGCCCCUCCGCCCCCGUCCCACGAACUGCUGCCUUCGGUAACCGGUAGCCGGCCCACCUUUUGAAGGGCGGGGAACAAUCUCAGAGAAGGCAAGACUUGCCUAAAGUUGCACAGCAAGUCGGAGUAGAAACCGGAUGCCUGUCCACCUCCCGCAAUUUCUGAAUCCUCGGUGGCUCUCACCAUCCGUAUCACAUCCUCGCCCCCAACCUUGGUCUCCAGCUGCUUGGAGCGACCAAACUCCCUCCCCCGCGGCGAGGAGUAAUCACGGUUGCGCAGCGGCGAGGCAGCGAGCCCCAACCCUCCUGCAGCCUGCGGUCCCCUUUAAGAACAGGCCCCUGCGGGACUACGUUUCCCAGAAGGCUUUGCCUGUGCGUUAUGUAACUUUCCCUGCGAAGCGGCCUCUGGGGCAGAAAGAGGCGGCGGCGGCUGCGGCGGCGGGAGAGGCGGGAGCCCGAGGCGGCGGCGCCCGCGGCCCAUCGCGGGGCCCGAGCUGUGCGCCGCGGCCCGGAUCCUGGACCCGGCGGGGGCGCCGACGUGCCUCUGCCAGUCUUUUCGAGGAGGCGGGAGUGAGGAAAAAGGCUUAGGGCCCAGGGGGCGGGGAAGGGGGGCCGGGCCUGGAUCCACUGGGAGGCCGAGCGAAAGGCCUGGCCGUGGCUCGCGCGGUCCCGGGGACGCGAAUCAAACGGCGGCGGCGCGGAUUGAACGGCGGCGGCGGCGGGUGGAAGGCGAGAGCCCGAACGGGCGCGUGCGGGGGCUAUGGCGUCCGUGCAGGCGUCCCGCCGCCAGUGGUGCUACCUGUGCGACCUGCCCAAGAUGCCGUGGGCCAUGGUGUGGGACUUCAGUGAAGCCGUGUGCCGCGGAUGCGUGAACUUCGAGGGCGCGGAUCGCAUCGAGCUGCUCAUUGAUGCCGCCCGCCAGCUCAAGCGCAGCCACGUGCUCCCCGAGGGCCGUUCUCCGGGGCCCCCAGCCCUCAAACACCCGGCCACUAAGGACCUGGCUGCCGCCGCCGCACAGGGCCCUCAGUUGCCGCCUCCACAGGCCCAGCCCCAGCCGUCGGGGACAGGCGGCGCUGUCUCGGGCCAGGACCGCUAUGACAGGGCCACAUCGUCGGGCCGCCUCCCCCUGCCCUCGCCCGCCCUGGAGUACACCCUGGGGUCCCGCCUGGCCAAUGGACUGGGCCGUGAAGAGGCUGUGGCGGAGGGGGCGCGAAGGGCCCUGCUUGGCUCCAUGCCCGGCUUGGUGCCCCCCGGGCUGCUAGCAGCUGCGGUGUCUGGCCUGGGAAGCAGAGGGCUGACGCUGGCACCCGGCUUGAGUCCUGCCCGUCCAGCUUUUGGCUCCGAUUUCGAGAAGGAGAAGCAACAGAGGAAUGCGGACUGUCUGGCAGAACUGAACGAGGCCAUGAGGGGCCGGGCAGAGGAAUGGCACGGGCGCCCCAAAGCCGUGCGGGAACAACUGCUGGCGCUGUCCGCCUGCGCCCCUUUCAAUGUCCGUUUCAAGAAGGAUCACGGGCUGGUGGGACGUGUGUUCGCCUUCGAUGCUACUGCCCGCCCACCAGGCUACGAGUUCGAGCUGAAGCUCUUCACCGAAUACCCCUGUGGUUCUGGCAACGUGUACGCGGGAGUCCUGGCAGUUGCUCGCCAGAUGUUUCAUGAUGCUCUGCGCGAGCCGGGCAAGGCGCUGGCCUCAUCAGGCUUCAAGUACCUCGAAUAUGAACGCCGGCACGGCUCUGGGGAAUGGCGCCAGCUGGGAGAGCUGCUAACGGAUGGGGUCCGCAGCUUCCGCGAGCCAGCACCCGCCGAGGCCCUGCCCCAGCAGUAUCCAGAGCCGGCCCCUGCAGCCCUCUGCGGCCCUCCCCCACGAGCCCCAUCCCGGAAUCUGGCUCCCACUCCACGCCGUCGCAAGGCCUCCCCUGAGCCCGAGGGCGAGGCAGCUGGGAAGAUGACCACAGAGGAGCAGCAGCAGCGGCACUGGGUGGCACCCGGUGGCCCAUUCUCCGCUGAUACCCCUGGUGUGCCCUCCCCCAUCGCCGCCCUGAAGAACGUAGCCGAGGCCCUGGGCCACUCCCCCAAGGACCCUGCCGGGAGUGGGGGCCCUGUGCGUGCCGGGGGUGCCAGCCCCGCCGCCUCCUCCACGGCCCCACCUCCAGCCCAGCAUCGUCUAGUGGCCCGCAACGGUGAGGCAGAAGUGAGCCCCACAGCAGGGGCGGAAGCUGUUAGCGGGGGUGGUAGUGGCACCGGGGCGACCCCUGGGGCCCCCCUGUGCUGCACCCUCUGCCGGGAGCGUCUGGAAGACACCCACUUCGUCCAGUGCCCCUCAGUGCCCGGACAUAAGUUUUGUUUCCCCUGCUCCCGCGAGUUCAUCAAGGCUCAGGGCCCUGCUGGAGAGGUGUACUGCCCCAGCGGAGACAAGUGCCCGCUAGUGGGCUCCUCUGUCCCCUGGGCCUUCAUGCAGGGAGAGAUCGCCACCAUCCUUGCUGGAGACAUCAAGGUUAAGAAAGAACGGGACCCCUAGGCCACCACUGCCACCAGUCUACUGCCUAUCCACCCCCGCCCCCCUCCACCCCUUGCCACCCACCGCUGCUGCGGAUAAAUUAUUCCCUCCCCACCCAGGCCUGUGCCUCCCUCACCUGUGUACAUACCCACUUCCUUAUCCCAGAUGGGUCCCCUGGGGUAGAUGCAUUGAGGGUGGGGGGAGAAAGCUGUCCGAGGGGGUGUUUGGGGUCCCCUGACCCCUCUGGUUUCCCUCUCCCCUCCUUGGCUUGGCUUUGCUGCUGCUUGUAGUUGAGGGAGAGGUGGCCCCCUCCUCCUUGAGAAGGGGCCUCCUGAAAUCUCGCUCUUUAUAAAUGAAGCAAAAGCAUUUUAUUGCCCCCCCCCCAUCUUACCCCCUUUCCCCCUUCAAUAAACCGAAAGAUGGGUUUUUUCCUUC